CCAAGAAACAUUUGAAUGUUCCCAGCUGUCAUCUGGGUCCAGUGGAUUGGUAAAAGAUUUACAUAUAGUUCUUUCUUUGCGUUUACUGGUACUGGUGGCUUCAGAAAUGGAACGCCAUAACAAACCCUUUAGUGGGAUUAAGAAGGAUUUUGAUGGAAGAUUGCAGUGUUACAAGCAAGACUGGGUUGGGGCUCUUUGUUCAGGAGCCAGGAUAUUGGCCCCAACAGCAUACAUCUUCUUUGCUUCUGCUCUUCCGGUCAUUGCAUUCGGUGAGCAGCUAAACAGGGAUACAGAUGGUACUUUAAGCUCUGUAGAAACCCUGACUUCUACUGCUAUCUGUGGAAUCAUCCAUGCAAUAUUUGGUGGGCAGCCUCUUCUGAUACUAGGGGUUGCUGAACCUACUGUCAUAAUGUACAAUUACUUGUAUGGUUUUGCCAAGGGAAGGCCAGAGUUGGGGAAAGCACUCUUUCUACCAUGGGUUGGCUGGGUCUGUUUUUGGACUGCUAUCAUCUUGUGUGUUCUUGCUAUUCUAAAUGCCUGCACACUCAUCACAAGAUUUACAAGGGUUGCCGGGGAGCUUUUCGGAAUGCUCAUUUCUGUGCUUUUUAUGCAGCAGGCUGUUCUGGGGGUAAUCAGUGAAUUUAGACGUCCGGAGGGAGAAAACAAUACAACUAGAGAGUACCAGUUCCAUUGGGUUUAUACAAAUGGUCUACUGGCAGUCAUUUUCUCUUUCGGCGUCCUCAUUACGUCUAUGAAGAGUAGAGGCGCUAGGUCGUGGCGUUAUGGUACAGGGUGGCUUAGAAGUUUUGUAGCAGACUACGGGGUCCCACUGAUGGUGUUGGUGUGGACCGCGCUAUCUUAUGCUAAGCCUUCUGAACUUCCUAGUCAAGUCCCAAGGAGGCUCUUCUGCCCUCUUCCUUGGGAGGCUGGCUCCUUAUCCCAUUGGACCGUCAUCUUGGAUAUGGGGAAGGUUCCAGCCAUUCAUGUUUUUACUGCUAUAGUACCAGCUAUGAUGAUAGCAGCCUUGUACUUUUUUGAUCAUAGUGUAGCUGCACAAAUGGCGCAACAGAAGGAAUUCAAUCUGAAAAACCCAUCGGCUUACCACUAUGAUAUCUUGUUGCUUGGGCUCAUGACUUUGAUGUGUGGGUUGAUUGGUGUGCCACCUUCAAAUGGGGUUCUCCCGCAAUCACCCAUGCACACAAGGAGUCUUUCCGUUCUCAAGAGACAGAUGAUGCGAAACAAGAUGGUUAAGUGUGCCAAGGAAGGCAUUAAGCUGGAAGCAAGCAACUCAGAAAUCUUUGGGAGGAUGCAUGCUGUUUUUGUUGAAAUGGAACCUAAAUCAGAUAGUGUUGUGGAUAAAGAGUUGGAGAACUUGAAAGAAGCUGUAAUGAAUGGUGAUGAUGGAGAUGCGACUGGAAAGUUCGACCCAGAAAGGCAUAUAGAGGCCUACUUGCCUGUUAGAGUCAACGAACAGCGAGUGACCAAUCUGCUGCAAUCAAUCCUGGUGGGCUUUGCGGUUUUUGCUAUUCCUGCAAUUAGAAUGAUACCCACCUCUGUUCUUUGGGGAUACUUUGCCUACAUGUCCAUUGAUAGUCUACCUGGCAAUCAAUUCUGGGAGAGACUCUUGCUCUUUUUCAUCCCUGCUGGCAGACGGUUUAAAGUGUUGGAAUCACUUCAUGCUUCGUAUGUGGAAUCGGUGCCAUUCAAAUAUAUAACAAUGUUUACUGUGUUCCAAGUGGUGUAUUUCUUGAUUUGUUACGGAAUCACAUGGAUUCCGACGGGUGGGAUAUUGUUUCCUCUGCCAUUCUUCUUGCUCAUACCCAUUCGAGAGCAUCUUCUUCCCAAAAUGUUUCCCCCUCAACAUCUCCAGGAAUUAGAUGCAUCUGAGUAUGAAGAAUACAUCGGGCGUCCAGUUCAGAGCAUGAGUCUUUCCCGGAAGGAUGGAUCUGCUGAGGAUGGCAUGGAGAAUGAUUUCAAAAUUGAUUCGGCUGAGUUACUCGAUGAAAUGACCACCCGCUUUAGGGGGGAGCUGAAGCUUAGAGCGAGCUUCAAUGAUCGCCUGUUGCAUGAUGAGACGAGCAGCGGAAGAGGUGAGUUGAGGCUAAGAUCGUUCAACGAUAGGUUUCAUGCUAAUGCAGAUGAAAACAGAGCCCAAUUGAAGCUGAGGUCGAGCUUCAACGAUAAACUUUUACAGCACGAUUUAUUUCAGGUUCACCAGCAUAGUAGACUAAUUGACUGAUUCUUUAAACCAAGAUGAAACACCAGAAGAGGAAGCCUUGCCUUGGUUUCACCAAUAUUUAUUUUCUAGUUGUAUUCCCUUAAACCGAAUACAAACGUGAGUUUUUUUAGUCAUUUAAGACCUAAUGCUUGUGGAACCUGAAAUCAAUUACCACAAGAAACUCAAGCCAAAGAUUGGACCGAGUGGGGUUGAAAAACAAUGAUUAGGAAAAAUAGUAACUAAAUGGUCAUGAUAUACUCUUCAGAGGAUCGAAACGUCAAAUUUAGAUGACCAGUCAGUCAAGCUACGGAUUGAUGAUGAAGGUCGGGUUGGCUCAUUUGGUCGUUAGCUCUUGCAAACCCAGUUAGCUUAAACAAGUUUGGUCAUCUUCAUGACAUUUGGGAUGCCCGAUAAUGAGAUACAAGACAUGAGUUUGCUUGAAAUUAAACACAAUUUCAGAAUUGAAAAUGAAGCCGGUAUGUGCAUAAUAAACUCAUUUCAGCAA
Helianthus annuus (common sunflower) is the source of this 2723-nucleotide messenger RNA. RefSeq names its product probable boron transporter 6. Lineage: Eukaryota; Viridiplantae; Streptophyta; Magnoliopsida; Asterales; Asteraceae. The transcript is spliced from 11 exons. Gene Ontology annotation, molecular function: solute:inorganic anion antiporter activity. Gene Ontology annotation, biological process: transmembrane transport; monoatomic anion transport; monoatomic ion homeostasis. Gene Ontology annotation, cellular component: plasma membrane. Bases 107 to 2239 code for a protein of 710 amino acids. The record is from RefSeq and is a predicted model, not a curated record.